Gavialis gangeticus (Gharial) is the source of this 3756-nucleotide messenger RNA. RefSeq names its product adhesion G protein-coupled receptor A2 (gene ADGRA2). Gene Ontology annotation, cellular component: plasma membrane; Wnt signalosome. The coding region runs from base 1 to 3756 and encodes 1251 amino acids. Gene Ontology annotation, molecular function: protein binding; G protein-coupled receptor activity. The transcript has 20 exons. The record is from RefSeq and is a predicted model, not a curated record. NCBI's taxonomy places the organism in Eukaryota, Metazoa, Chordata, Crocodylia, Gavialidae. Gene Ontology annotation, biological process: central nervous system development; cell surface receptor signaling pathway; positive regulation of canonical Wnt signaling pathway.
AUGGUCAAGGUGGUCUGCAGCGGCCAGGACCUGCCGCACCCGCCCGACGCCAGCCUGCUGCCCAACGCCACCGCCACGCUGCUUUUGAGUAACAACAAGAUAACGGUGCUGAAGAAUGGCUCUUUCUUCGGACUGCGCGCUCUCGAGAAGCUGGACCUAAAGAACAACUUGAUCAACACAAUCCAGCCUGGCGCGUUCCUGGGCCUCUCAGAACUGAAGCGACUAGACCUCUCCAAUAACCGCAUCGGCUGCCUCAGCGCUAGCGUCUUCCUGGGUCUCAUCAACCUCAUGCGGCUCAACGUGUCAGGGAACAUCUUCUCCACCCUCCAGCCGGGUGUCUUUGAUGAGCUGCCAUCCCUGAAACUCAUUGACUUUGCCACCGAGUACCUGACGUGCGACUGCAACCUGCGAUGGGUGCUACCCUGGGCCCGGAACCGCUCAGCCCAGAUCUCCGACAAGACCCUCUGCAUCUACCCCCGCCACCUGCAUGCCAAGCCGCUGCGGAGCACCAGGGAGGGGCAGCUGCGCUGCGCGGGUGCCCCUGAGCUGCACACCCACCACCUGAUCCCGUCACUGCGCCAGGUGGUGUUCCAGGGCGACCGCCUGCCCUUCCAGUGCACAGCCACCUACCUGGACAACAGCACCCAGAUCCUGUGGUACCACAACCGGGUGCUGGUGGAGGAGGAUGAGCAGACUGGCAUCAUCCUGGAGCAGAGCCUCAUCCAUGACUGCACCUUCAUCACCAGUGAGCUUAUCCUCUCCAACAUCCACAUCUCUGCCAACGGGGAGUGGGAGUGUGCCGUCUCCACUGCCCAGGGCAACGUCAGCAAGAAGGUGGAGAUCGUGGUGCUGGAGACCUCAGCCUCGUACUGCCCUGCUGAGCGGGUCACGAACAACCGUGGGGACUUCAGGUGGCCCCGCACUUUGGCUGGCAUCACUGCCUACCAGUCUUGCCUGCAGUACCCCUUCACCUCAGUGGCCGUGAGCGGGGGUCCAACGGCGGAGAAGCAGGCGUCGCGGCGCUGCGACCGUACGGGCCGCUGGGAGGAGGGCGACUACUCCAACUGCUUGUACACCAACGACAUCACCCGCGUGCUUUACACUUUUGUGCUGAUGCCCAUCAACGCCUCCAAUGCCCUGACUCUGGCUCACCAGCUGCGCGUGUACACGGCCGAAGCUGCCAACUUCUCUGACAUGAUGGAUGUCAUCUACGUGGCCCAGAUGAUCGAGAAGUUCAUCGGCUAUGUUGAUCAGAUAAAGCAGCUCACGGAUGUCAUUGUGGAGAUGGCCAGUAACAUGAUGCUGGUGGAUGACCACAUCCUGUGGAUGGCGCAGAUCGAGGACAAGGCCUGCACCAGCAUUGUCCGCUCUGUGGAGAAGAUUGCGGGCUACACGCUCAGCAGCAAUGCCCAACACAUGGCCGUGAACUCAAGGAACAUUGCCUUCGAGGCUUACCUGAUCAAGCCCGAGAGCUUCAUGGGGCUGAGCUGCACGGCGUUCCAGAAAAGAGAGGGCAGGCGGGCGCUGCUGCCAGAGCGGGGAGCCGAGCCUCUGGCAGACCAGCAGCUGCAGUUCAGGUGCACCACAGGCCGGCCCAACGUCUCCCUGGCCAGCUUCCACAUCAAGAACAGCAUCGCCCUAGCCUCCAUCCAGCUGCCACCCAGCCUGUUCUCGCCGUGGGCCCCGCUCCCGCCGCCCGCCGACUGCAAGCUCCAGUUCCUGGCUUUCCGUAACGGCAAGCUCUUCUGCAGCACCAGCAACUCCUCCCGCCUGGCGGACGACGGCAAGCGUCGCAGCGUGGCCACACCUGUGAUCUACGCUGGCACACAUGGCUGUGGAGCCAGCAACCUCACGGACCCCGUGACGGUCUCGCUGCGGCACUUCGGGGAGGGUGCCGACCCCGUAGCUGCCUACUGGAACUUCGAGGUGCUGGGGGGUUACGGGGGCUGGAGCGUGGAGGGCUGCCAGCUGGCCCGGCAGGAGCCCAACAUCACCACCCUGCGCUGCAGGCACAUGAACAACUUUGCGGUGCUAAUGGAACUUAACACCUUCCCCAGUGAGGCCCAGGGCACGCCGGAGGUGCUGCACCCUGUCAUCUACACCUGCACAGCCAUCCUGCUGCUCUGCUUGUUCACCACCAUCAUCACCUACAUCAUCAACCACAGUACCAUUCACAUCUCCCGGAAGUGCUGGCAUAUGCUCCUUAACCUCUGUUUCCACAUUGCCAUGACAUCCGCCGUGUUUGCAGGAGGCAUCACUCUGACCAACUACCUGAUCGUCUGCCAAGCGGUUGGCAUCAUUUUGCACUACUCUUCCUUAUCCACCCUGCUAUGGAUGGCUGUGAAGGCCAGAGUCAUCUACAAGGAGGUAACGUGGAAGGCACCCCAGCCACAGGAUGGGGAUGUGUCGCAGCCUGCCCCUCGGCCAAUGUUACGAUUCUACCUUAUUGCUGGCGGGAUCCCUCUCAUCAUCUGUGGCAUCACAGCGGCCGUCAACAUCCACAACUACCGGGAUAAUAACCCAUACUGCUGGUUGGUGUGGAGGCCAAGCCUGGGGGCUUUCUACGUUCCCGUAGCUUUCAUCCUGCUCAUCACCUGGAUCUACUUUCUCUGUGCCGGGAUCAAGCUGCAGUGCCAGUCUAAGAUCCAGAAAGACCCCCCUGAAGCCUUGGAGACAGCACCGAGGCUGGGAGGCAGCAGCAACCUCUUGACAGACUCAGGCUCCCUCUCGGUCACGCUCAACACAGGGAUGCCCAGCCCGGACGUGGACAGUGUCUACUCCUUGAAGGUGCAGUUCUGGGCUCUGGCAAUCACCCAUUCCCUGUACCUUGCUCUGUGGACAUUUGGAGCCAUGGCUGUGUCCCAAAGGUGGUACCUGAACAUCAUCUUCAGCUGCCUCUAUGGAGUCACAGCUGUGGCACUGGGGCUUUUUAUCUUUGUCCACCACUGUGCGCGGCGUCGGGACGUACUGAACUCCUGGUUCGCCUGCUGCCCAUCCUAUCGCAACGCGCUGCCCAUGCAGGCCUAUGUGCAUCCAGGCAUGGCCGUGGAGGAUGGCUCCCAGGUCUUCAUUGGGUGCAACCCUGAGGUGGCCCAUUCCAUCAAGUCCUCCUCCUCACCCAGCAGCACCAACUCCACGGUGGGCCACUGCAAGCUCACCAACCUGCAGGUGGCUCAGAGCCAGGCUGAGAGCUGCACCCCACGGCCGGCCAGCUAUGAGGAACCUGAGCCUGCCAACAACAAGAACGCCAGCGUGGCCAGGUACUCCAACAACAUGCACGGACGCCGGAAUCACAAAAGCCGAGCAAAGCAGUACCGGGAGGGCAAGCAUCACCGCUUGAAGGCACUGCGGGGACCGGCCCCUGACCACCUGUCCAGCGAGAGCGGGAGCCUGCACAACAGCCACUCGGAGAGCUACCACAGCAGCAGGAACAGCCCCCUGAAUAACAGCUGCCCUGGGGCCCAGGCAGGAGCAGGGCAGGAAGGGGAAGCUGCCCUGACGCAGUCAGAUGGGAGCGAUGGGAGUGGUAGCCACCAGGUUCCAGACUUUGGCCGGGCUCAGCGGAGAAGCACCAGCCGGGACAACCUCAAGCAAGCCAACACCAUGGAGAAGGAGACGAAGCGAAGGUCCUACCCGCUCAACGUGGCCAAUCAGAACGGGGGACUGAAGGGCAGCAAGUACGACAUCAACCUCACCAGCGCAGAGAGCAUGGCUGGCAUGAAGACUGGCCUCUGGAAGAGCGAAACGACUGUGUAG